Molecule: messenger RNA, 710 nt
Organism: Cydia fagiglandana
Lineage: Eukaryota; Metazoa; Arthropoda; Insecta; Lepidoptera; Tortricidae
Product: nucleoplasmin-like protein
Exons: 7
Coding region: 129-695 (188 amino acids)
Biological process (GO): chromatin remodeling
Cellular component (GO): cytoplasm; nucleolus; nucleoplasm
Molecular function (GO): RNA binding; chromatin binding; histone binding
Source: RefSeq, a predicted model, not a curated record
UUUUCUACAUACUAGGGUAUUUAUGAGGUUAGGCUGACAACACCAGUGUUCAAGUCUUCAGAUUUUUGUGUGCGCCGGCUUCGCACGUGAACGUGUCGCGAAAAUCUCAUAAAAUUAGUGAAAUCACCAUGUCGGACGAAUAUUUUUAUGGUGUGACCUUGUCCUCGACGCACCAGUCGGAGACGUGGGACCCCGAGGCGAAGGUGGAGUACCCGCGCAGCAACAAGCUGCUCAUCCGCCUGGCGCUGCUCGGGCCCGACGCCAAGCCCGACGAGUUCAAUGUGGUGCAGGUAGAAACAAUGUCACUACAAGACUCUAUCAAGAUCCCAGUGGCCAUCCUGAAAGUGGGAGAGACGCGGCAGGCGCGGCUAGACCUAGAGUUCCCUGAUGCUCCCGUCACAUUCACACUCAUCCAGGGUUCUGGCCCAGUACAUCUCAUCGGCCAGCACCUGCUCGGAGCGCUCGUGGAGGAGUUUGAAGAUAUGGAGGAGAUGGAAGAAGAGAUGUUGGAUGAGGAGGAGGGAGAUGACUCUCAGUUCAAGGAAGAUGAGAAUAAAAGGAAAUCAUCUGCAGGCAAGCGCAAGACGAAUGAGGAUGACGACGACGAGGAGGGUGAACCCAAGGGCAAGAAAGCGAAAAUGUCAAACAACGCCAAAGGCAAAGCUCCGUCUCCGAAGAAGAACGCCAAGAAGUGAGCCCCCCGCCCCCCU